AUGGAAGUGGGAACCAACAAUUUUCUUCCUUUCCUUGAUGUUAUGGUAACAAGGUUACACGAAGGUCGACUUUGUCAUUCAGUCUAUCGAAAACCUACCCAUACCGAUAGAUAUCUUCACACUACGUCUCAUCACCACCCCGCUCAAAAACGGUCUGUCAUUGACUCCCUAAUUGAUCGAGCCAUUACGAUUUGUCAACCGGACAAACUCCAGAAUGAAUUAGAACAUCUCCAAACAUUUUUUCGACAAAAUGGAUACGACCACCACACUAUCAAGUCAGCCAUCCAAUGUCGAGUUAAUCCCAAGUCUGACAAUACUUCAAAUCGCCCAACUGAUCUCGUAUCGACUGCAAAUCUUCCAUUCAUUUCUCAGGUCACAGACCGUCUGGCCAAAAUACUAAAAAGGCAAAAAGUUAAAACAGUCUUCAAACCCGCAACUAAAAUUGCACAAGUUUUUCCUUCCGCCAAAGAUUCUCGCCAAGCUCUAGACUGUAGAGAAAUAUACAGCAUUCCCUGCUCUUGUGGUGUAAAAUAUAUAGGAGAAACUGGCGUUCUGACUCACUCAGCCGUAGCUGUUGAAAUACAUAAAUGUCCACAUAACCUUAACCGAGACAAUGGUUAUUAUCUGCGAAAUAUUUGGAAGACCGCACUCGAUGCAAAUGCUCGUUCAUUUCCCCCCACUCCGCCCGGAACCGGCCAAUUCUUCCUGUCAAAAGAGUUUCGCCUUUGGUAUGGUUGA
Molecule: messenger RNA, 738 nt
Organism: Zophobas morio
Lineage: Eukaryota; Metazoa; Arthropoda; Insecta; Coleoptera; Tenebrionidae
Exons: 2
Coding region: 1-738 (245 amino acids)
Source: RefSeq, a predicted model, not a curated record